Candidozyma haemuli is the source of this 3150-nucleotide messenger RNA. RefSeq lists its product as uncharacterized. Lineage: Eukaryota; Fungi; Ascomycota; Pichiomycetes; Serinales; Metschnikowiaceae. Gene Ontology annotation, molecular function: metal ion binding. The coding region runs from base 1 to 3150 and encodes 1049 amino acids. The transcript has a single exon. The record is from RefSeq and is a predicted model, not a curated record.
AUGAGCUCCCAGUUUGCUCUUCAGACAAGCUUCGAUGUGGAAUAUGCUCCAGCAAGCAUAAAAAAGUGGCGUUCUAAGAGAACAGGCUUGCUGCUUACAUAUGUCAACCAACCAACCCCAAUGGUUAAUGGCUACUUUGCUGUGGCGACAGAGAUUCCAGACGACUCGGGAUGCCCACAUACCUUGGAACAUCUUGUGUUUAUGGGUUCCAAGAAGUACCCAUACAAGGGCUUGUUGGAUAGCUUGGGACAACGGUUCUUUUCAUAUACCAAUGCCUGGACUGCCAUUGACAGAACCGUGUAUACAUUGACCACGGCAGGCUGGGAGGGUUUCCAGAAACUCUUGCCUAUUUAUUUGGAUCAUGUUUUCAAUCCUACUAUCGAUGACGAGGCGUGUCUUACCGAGGUUUACCACAUUGACGGUAAGGGUAAAGAGAAAGGUGUGGUUUUCAGUGAAAUGCAAGGUAUUGAGAGCCAGUCUUGGUUUGUGCUUUAUUUGGAAUACUAUCGUGCUCUUUACUCCAAGGAGUCUGGCUACUCCUCAGAAACAGGCGGUCUUAUGUCUGAAUUACGCCACCUCACAUGGGAUCAGAUCAGAAACUUCCACAAGGCCAUGUAUAGACCUGAUAACGUGGGUGUGAUUAUUACAGGCUCUGUGGACGAGAAAGAGCUUCUUGAAACCAUGGAACAGUUCGAUGCUGAACUUCCGUCUUUGCCAGAGACUCCUCACAAACGUCCGUGGAUCGACUCAAAGGUUGACCUUCCUCUCACAGAAGCUGUGAUUAGGGAAGUUGAGUUCCCAGAUGAUGAUGAGACCAUGGGUGAACUUCUUAUUGGCUGGAUAGGUCCAUCUGCUGAGGACACUCUUGCAGUUUUGGCGUUGGACAUGGUCGGAUGCUACUUGGCAGAAUCGCCUAUUUCAUUGUUGAACAAGCAUUUGGUUGAAGUUGAAAACCCUUCAGCCACCGAUAUUGAUGUCAUUUCUGAUGACUUCCUCCGAAUUGGUACGAAUUUCUAUGUUGGAGGUAUUCCAGUGGGCGAGUUGUACAACGUUGACAAGAAAAUUAAGGAACUCUUAGACAGCAUUACAAAGGAGGAGAAUUUUGAUCUCACAUACAUGAGACAGAUUGUCGCUCAGCAGAAGAUCAAGUUUGUUUCCAAGACAGAAGGCUCGCCUCUUACUUUCUCCAAUGUUGCCAUUCUGGAAGUCAUUUACGGUAACCGUGACGGUUCUGACUUGAGCAAGUGGUCCAAGAGUUUGAAGGAGCAGGAUGAGUUAGCUACGUGGUCUGCAAAGCAAUGGUGUGACUUCAUCAAGACCAACUUUGUUGACAGCAAACCAGUUACCAUCAUUGGAAAGCCUUCUGCUCAAGCUAUCAAGGACCAUAAAGCGGGAAACCGUAAACGCAACAAAGACAUCAGAGAGCAUCACGGCGAAGAAGGUCUUCUUAAGUUACAAAAGACCCUUAAUGAUGCACAGGAGAAGAAUGAUGCACCAAUCCCUGAUGAAGUUCUUACAAAGUUUGGUAAACCUGAUGCAUCGAAGAUUGAUUUCAUUGAAACUGAAUCUUAUAAGGCUGGUAACAAUAAGACUGAAUUACCCUUCUAUAAGAAGGACGGCUCGUUUUACGAUAUCAUCCAAAAGGAUACUCCUGCUGAUUUCCCAUUGUAUGUGCAUCUUGAAGACUACAAAUCUCAAUUUGUCACUGCUCAAUUGGUCUUCUCUUCAGCAGUCGUUCCCCCAGAGCUUUUAAGAUACUUCUCACUCAUUGAAGAUAUCUUCUCUGUUUCUAUCACAAAGCCUGAUGGCAGCUCUUUGCCAUAUGAGGAGGUGAUCACGGAAUUGAAUAACGACUUGCUUGAUUUCGAUUUGGAUAACGGCUUUGACAGUCAAUUUGUUGAGCUCAUCACUGUCACUGUCAAGUUUGAAGUCACCAAGUACGACAAGGCUAUUCAAUGGUUGAUCGAUGUUCUCAAAUACUCUGUCUUUGAAGAAUCCAGGGUCAGAGUCAUCAUCGAGAAGCUUAUCAAUUCGCUUCCUGACAAGAAGAGAAAUGACGAAUUGAUGAUGUACUCUUCACAAUACAGAACCGUAUACAAGGAGUCCUCUUUGAGGAAAUCUCAAGAUUCUAUCUACACCGAGAACUUCUACAGAGAAUUGAUGCAAAAGAUUGAAGACGGUAAGUUUGACGAGAUCACCUCUGAUAUCAAUACCAUCAAAGAGAAGCUCUUCAAUGUGAACAACAUGAAGCUUUUCUUGACCGGAGGUUGUUCCAAGCUUGAAAAUCCUAUCUCCUCAUGGUCGAAGUUUAUCAAGGAAUUCGAUGGUGCCGCUUCUGAAGCCGACUUAGAUCUUGAGAGAAUUCCAAGAUCUUACCAGUUCAAGUCUGAAAUUGGACAAAAUUGUUCUGGACAAGCAUUCUUGGUGACAACGCCAGCCAGUGAUACUACACACUUGAUUGCAAUGACACCAAUUCCAACAGACUACUCUGAUAUCGACAUUGCAAGAAUCGCCUUGGCAAGUGAGAUAUUAUCUGGAAUGGAAGGUCCAUUGUGGAGAGGUAUCAGAGGCUCGGGUCUUGCUUACGAUGCUUCCAUUAGAAGAAUGGUGGAGUCUGGUUUCCUUACUUUCGUCAUCUACAGAGGAUCAGAUGCCCAACAAGCAUGGGAAACUACAAAGAAAAUCAUUCACGAGCAUGCUUCUGGUGAGGUUGAAAUUGACCAGAUCGCUAUUGACAAUGCCGUUGCUGGAAUUGUCAACUCGCUUGUCAAAGCAGAAUCUAACAACCAUGAUGCUGCUGUUAACAAGGUUUUGGAUAACAUCUUCAAGAAGAGAGGUCCAAAUUACGGUAGAACAUUCUUGAAGAGUCUUACUUCCGUGACCAAACAGGAUUUGUUGGAUGUUUUGAAGAAGUUCUUCGUGCCUCUCUUUGAGCCAAAGAAAUCACUUUUGUUUUCGUGUCUUCCUACAACGACUGCUCCAGGGUUCCAAGAGUUCUUGGAGAAGCAGGGGUACGAGGUUGACUUGGAAGAGGUUAAUGCUGCUAGUGAUGAAGCUGCUGAGAAAUCUGUAGGGGAAGAAUCUGAAGGAUCUGGAGAGUCUGAUGAUUCGGACGAAUCUCUGGGUUCCGAGUCUGAGGAUGAAGAUUAG